AUAGUCGUUAGAACUUUUUCACAGCAAAAAGACGUAUUUUUUGAAAACUGUUUUUAAAAUAUUUAAAACUGUGGUUUUUUGGUUUAUUUUUACUUUAUUUAAUAAUUUAAUUGUGCUAAAUUUAGCAAAACAGAAUUAAAAAAUUUCGGAAUAAAAAGAUAAAGAAGAAAAAUUUGAAUUGUUUGCAGUAAUUUCAAUUAUGUUGAAAUCAUAAAUGUUAUAAAAUAAUAAAAAAAAAAUAAAAUCUCAAAGAAAGUAUUAAAAUAUAAAAUGACAGUGAAAACAUAAAAUUUAAACUAUUUUCAAUAAUUAAUGUUGAUUGCAAAAACUAAUAAUUGCGCCGCAAAAAUAAAAUCACCAACUCCAAACGAAAAAUGAAGAAAAUCAAUUCGCAACUUAUUGAUUCCAUCGAUUUUUCAUCAAUCUCAGACAUAUUCAACAUUCCAGCAUCAAAAAAAGUCAUCAACAUCCCAAAUUGUCCAUCAAUCAAUUCAGCCCUCGACUUUUUAACUUCAAAUGCUGAGAAACUUCCAAAAACUAUUUUUAUAUUAGUUUUCAACAUCCAGGAAUCGAAAGCUUGCACUUUUGAGCGCCAAAAACUUCAAAUUCUGUCAGAAAACCUCAAAAAUUCAGAAUCUGAGCGGAUUUUUGUGUUUCAGCCAAAAUUCAGGCCAACAAAAUUUCUCUGCAAGAUCAAAAAUCAAACUUUAUUGACGAAAAUUGAACUGAGUCGGAAUCUACACGAAGAUGAAUUUACAAACUUUUUAAUCACAAAUGAAUUGAUCUUUAAGGCUAUCAUGUUGUCACGUGUUGAAGCUGGAAUUUGUGGAGUUUACGAUUAUUCAUUUUUGAACGUCAUUUUGGACGUCGAUCGACACUUUUUGGGUCUUAAACUUGUUGAUUAUGCUUUGAUUAAUUUCGAUUCACUCAGCCUGAAAUUUCUACAACUUUUUGGCAUCGAUUUGAGCCUCACGAAUGAAAAUGGCGACCGUCCACUCGAAACUGCUGCAAAAUGUGGAAAUUUUUGUGGAUUUUUGGAACUUUUGAGAGAAAAUUUUGAGUUUUUGACACUUUCGCAUCAACCGACGGGCUUCAACUUGCUCAUGCUGGCUGCUGAAAAUGGAAAUCCUGAAAUUAUGAAAUAUUUACUGGAACUGGACAUUUUUGAUGUCAAUUUUUGUGUGAAUGAAAAAACAGCUUUGAAGUUGGCGAUGACUGAGAAAAAGUUGGAAGCUGCUGCAGUUCUUGUUGAACAUGAUGCAAAGUACAGCGAUGAUUUUAAGAAUGACUUUACUGAAGAUGUCAAGGAGCUUCACAGACUUGUUGGUGCUGCAGAGUGCGGCCGUAAAAAUGAGGAACAAAUCAUGAAAAUUAUUCAAAAAUAUCCAAAAACUCGCAACUUUUUCGACUCAAGUGGACAGUCAGCGAUGAAAACUGCAAUUCAGGGAGCCAUUGAAGGAGAAUGUUUAUCAAAUGUACAACAAGUUGAUCAGAAUUGUGAAGAUUUUAUUGAAUUUUUGUUGCUUAAUGGUUUAAGGAUGGGAAAAAGUGAGAAAUUUCCAGGGAUUCUAACCUCAAAGGUGGCUGCAAAUCCCCUGUUUUGUGACUAUAUCCACAAAAUUCUAUCAAAAUGCAUCAUUAAAAAUGACAAUGAACAUCAGAAGCUACAAAGUGUUAAGGAUGUUGAAUCAGCUGAACAAUCUAAGGAGGCAUUGAUGGACAUGAUACCCGAAAUUGCAGAUGACUACAUUCCAAUUGAUGCAGAAGCGUCCACAGAGUCUACCAAAGCUUAUGUUGGGACGAGAUGUGGUUCUCCAUUGGAAUCUGAAGCUUUUAAAGCUAUAAUGGAUCAGGAUGUUGAUGAGACCAGCAACGAUGGAUCAGAUUUUGAGUUAAUUGACAAUUCAGACACGGAAUCAUUAGUUUGUAAGUUUAAACAAUCAAAAAUCGACGUUGAAUCAUCAAAAAGUUCAGAAAAUUCUCCAAAUUUGGAUUUAAAUCAGCAAAACUCGAUUCAAAACAGCAACAAAAUGCUGAUUGAUGCUUUAAAGCUGCUCACUAACAUCCCAGAAACUAAAAUUUUGCUUGAGAUCUUCGGUUUGUAUGAAAAUGUCAAAAUUAUAUUAAAUUUAAAUAAUUUUAGCUUAGAAAUUAAGGAAAAUUCUAUAAAAUUAGAUAUUAAGGCUGUCAAUCAUGUCCAAAAAUCUGGCAAUUGCUCAUCCAAUUCCUCAACUUAUGACGAUUCUUAUUCCGAUGUGUCAAGUUUGAGGCACGCUUUGCAGUCAUUUGACAUCAUUUCUUCAGCUUCGUCCACUUCUUGUGAGAUUAUUGAUGAUGAUGUUCAGUCAGUUGGGUCAGUGGCUAGUGACAGGACACUUAAUAGCUUUUCUAGCUAUGACAAUUUGUCAAUUGUGUCUGAAAAGUUUGACAAUUCGUCAGAUUUUGAAGAAAUUGAACCGAUUAGUGAGCAACAUUUUGAAGCUUUUGAGGGAAAAUUUGGUGAAAAUUCAUCAAACUUUGAUGAAAAUUUGGAUAAUUUUAAACAAAAUUCGGCAAAUUUAGUCCAAAAAUUCGACAAUUUCAGUUUAAAUCUUCAAAAACUUGAUGAAAAUGAAGGAAAAUUUGAGCCAACGCCAUCAAAAGUCUUGAAAUUAUCGGAAAAUUUUGACCUCAAUUCUUCAUUUUCUGACAUUAGCUCAGUAAGUUCCAUUAAUUCGACAAAGCUAACCUCAAAGUUGACUAAAAUGACACUUAAUUCUGAAAGUUUGCCAUCAAAAAGUGAAAAUUUCGCUCAAAUUUUGAUUGAAAAAGUUUUUAAUUUUGUAAUUUUUAAAGUUUUUGACAACAAUUUGAAGCCUUUUUACAAAAAUGACACAGAAUUUGAGGUUAAUUUGAACAAAUUCGUUCAAAAACUUCACGAAAAAUACUUAAAAGGUCAAAUUGAUGAAGUUUUUGUCAAACAUGUUUUUGAAAAUCAGGAUUGCCUCAAUUGGGGGUCAAAUUUGUUGUCUUGUGUCCCAAAAAUGUGUUCAAAUUACGCCAAAAAUAAUGAAAAAAUGCUUGAAAGUCGUAAAAAUUUGAGAAAAUUGUUCGAACUUUAUGAAAAUCUGACAAUUGAAUUUAAAAAUCACUUAAGUUUCCUAAAAGUUUCAACAAAAGUCGCAAAACUUAACGAAAAUUCAACAAUUUUUGACAAAAUUUCAAAAAUGUCGGAAAAUUUUAAAUGGGAAAAUUCUCAAAAAUUCAAGAAUUUGAAGAUUUUCGAUGAUUUUAAUGUCAAAAGCCCUGAUAAAGUUCGUCAAACUCCAUCAAAAUAUCUUCAAAUUCUUUUAACCAACUCUUCAAUUUUAACAUUAACUCAAAUAUUUCAAGAAAAAUGUGAAAAUUAUCUAAUUUUUGUUGAUUUUGAGAAUUUCUUGAGUGAAAACUUCCAAAAUGAGGUUAAAGAUCUGCUAAAGUAUGCUUACUUAAUAGUAUCUGCAGAUAAUCAUCACAAAAUCAUCAAAAAUUUACAAAAUUUUGAGGUUAUGUCUGACUUUUCUGACAAAAUUGUCAUUGUAGUCGAGACUGAUGAUGUCGAAUUGAUAAAUGAUGAAAAUAUUCCAAGAAAAAUCGAGAAUUUCUCAAGCAAAUGUGAAAACAACGAGGUUAGGUCGCAAAGUGAGGUUAGAUUUGACUCAAGUAGCUCAGUUUUAACAGAUAUGAGCGAAGAUUUUAAGAAUUUUGAGAUUAUAACUCCAGAAAAUGAGGUUAGGUUACAAACAAAUGAGGUUAUUUUGCCAAAUUUUGAGGUUAUUUUACCAAAUUUGGAGGUUAGAAAACCAAAUCUCGAAGUUAUGUUUCAAAAAAGUGAGGUGAUUGCUCCAAAAAGUGAGGUUAAUUCCCCAAAAAGCGAGAUUUUGUUACCAAAUUUGGAGGUAAGAAAACCAAAUCUCGAAGUUAUGCCUCAAGAAAGCGAGGUUAAUCCUACAAAAAGUGAGGUUAAUUCCCCAAAAAGCGAGAUUAAGUUACCAAAUUUGGAGGUUAGAAAACCAAAUCUCGAAGUUAUGCCUCAAGAAAGUGAGGUUAAUCCUACAAAAAGUGAGGUUCAUUCCCAAAAAAGCGAGAUUAAGUUACCAAAUUUGGAGGUUAGAAAACCAAAUCUUGAAGUUAUUCCUCCAAAAAGGGAAGUCAUAUCUCCUAAAAUUGAGGUUAAAUCCCCAAAACGUAAGUCUUUGUUUUCAAAUUUUGAGGUUAUUUCAAUUAAAAAUGACGUUAAAUCCCCAAAAAAUGAGGUUAUGUUACCAAAUUUUGAGGUUAUUUCUAUUGAAAAGGAGGUAAGUUCUCCAAAAAAUGAAACUAAUUCAGAAAAGAGUGAGGUUAUGGCCGACAAUCUCCAAUUUACAGCAUAUCAAAGCCAUCCUAACCUCAAAAUUCAAAUUCUAACCUCAAAACUGAAUCAUAAAGUUUCAGAUUUCACUGAAGCUACAAAAAGGUUCAUUCUUGAAAGAAAAGUUGACUUUCAAGGAAGCUUAGUCAAAUUUUCUGACAUAAUUUCCACAGAAACUCUCAAAAGAAUUGACGAAAAAUCAUUCAAAAUGUUAAUCAACGACAAAGAAACCUUAAAAAUUGGUCAAAAAUUCAUAAAAUCAGAAAAAUUCUAUUUUGAUCGAAAAUUUGUAGAUUCAUAUUACAUUUAUGUAGCACCUCACCUACGUGACGUCACUCAAGUAGACUCAACGAAAUUUUUUAUCGAAAUUAUUCACCAAAAACUUAUUUUAUUAUGUGAUGAACCAGGCAUGGGCAAAACGACGACUCUUAAGCAACUUCAAUUCAAAUUUAAAGAAUAUUUACCAUCAAAUUGGGUCAUUUAUGUCGAUUUGAAGCGUCAUGGCUCAAUUUAUGAGGAUUUUAAGGACGUCCCGAAAUGGAAUUAUGAAAAUUUCACAAAAUUCUUUACAAAAAUUCAAAAUUUGAGCGAAUUUGAAGUUAAAAUAUUUAAUCAGCUUUUAUUGACUGAAAAAGUUGUGUUUUUAAUCGACAGCGUGGACGAAAUUACGCAAAAACACAAAGACUUUAUUAUUAAUUUCACAAAAGAUCUUUACAAAAUCACAAAUUGUCAUAUUUGGAUUGGGAUGCGUCCAUAUUGCAUUAAUGAGUACCGCGGUGCAUUCAGCAUCUUUGCUUAUCAUUUAGAGCCGGUCGAUUCCACAAAGUUACUCGACUUUUUCAUUAAAACACAAAAAUUGCCAAAAAAUGAAGCAAACGAGUUACGAGCUUUUGUGGAAAAAUUCACAAAUUUUAAUCAAUCUUGCAAAAAUCCACUUUUUAUUAACAUUGUCUUGGAGAUUUAUGACCAGCUGGGAUCAAAUUUGGGAUUUUAUAUGAUUUAUGAGAAGUAUGUUUGGAAAAAGUUUGGAAUUAGUGGUGAAAAUUAUGAGGCAAGGCCGGAAAAAUCGGGAAAUAAUAUUGAAAUUUCUCAAAAUGUUGAGGGUUCGCCACAAAAAGUAGGAAACAAUCUUGAAAAUUCUCUUAAUGAUGAAGGUUGGCCGCAACAAUCAGGAAAUCAGCUCAAUAGUAAUCUUGAAUCUUCCAACAAUGAAGAAACAAAGCCAUUAAAAUCAGGCUUCUCUGCUCAUGUGUCCAAUUUUAGUGCAGGUUCAUCCGAGAGUCCUCAGGAAUCGAGAAUUAGGAAACGAUUUGAAUUUUUCUUUCACGAGCAUGAUUCACCAAUUAAGGUUGUAAAGCUAUCAGAAGGUUCUGAUGUGGCUGACAACUGUGAUUCAGAUUCUUCAGAAAAGGAUCGUAGGGUGUGGCCGGCCAAUAAAGAAGUUUAUUCAGGGGUUUGGCAAGAUGAUACAGAAAUUUUAAUGGAAACUUCUGAGGCACCGCCAGAAAAAGAGGGAAGUUUGAUGGAAACUUUAGAGGCACCGCCAGAAAAAGAGGGAAAUUUGCAGCAAACUUCUGAGGCACCGCCAGAAAAAGAGGGAAGUUUAAUGCAAAAUUUAGAGGCACCGCCAGAAAAAGAGGGAAGUUUAAUGGAAAAUUCAGAGGCACCGCUAGAAAAAGAGGGAAGUUUGAUGGAAAAUUCAGAAGCACCGCCAGAAAAAGAAGGAACAAUAUUGAUUAAAAACAUGGCAUAUUUAGAAAUCGAUAAAAAUGUCAACUUUUCUAUAAAUGCAUCCAUUGACUCGAAAGUACUUGAAAAAGUUCUCAAAAAUAUUAUUGAUGUCCUCGACCUCUUCCAAAAGCACCAAAAUAUUGCGAUGAAGAAGUUUAUUGACUACAUAUCUAACCUUGGGUUUCAUGUAGACUUAAAAGAAGUGAAAGUUCCUUUCACUGAUGCUGAAAUUGUGGAAUUAUCAUCUUACGACAUAAUCUACGGCACAACAGCCGAUCAAACCUUUUUUAUUCAUCAAACUUUUUAUGAAUUUUUCGUUGCCAGCUUUAUUGUUGGUAAGAUUUUUGAGGGUCCUGAACCUCCAGUCAUACUCAAUCAAAUUCCGACAAUUUUUUCUAUAAUUUUUACAUACCGAGAAUUUGAGGUUAUUGCCAAAUUUAUUGAAUUUUACGUAAAAGAUAAUGAAGAAAGAAUUUUGGCGCGAAAUAAUAAACUUUUUAAGUGCAUAAUUAGGCAUGUUCCUCUUUUAGGGACUGUUAAGUUUGGGAAUUGUCCGUUUGAAAACUUUAAUAAGAACUUUCAUAGAUUGUUGGUCCAAAAGCACUUCAAUUUAGCUAAAUUAGUUCUUAAAAUGUUUAAGAAUGAAGAAGAAAUUAGAAAAAUAUUUGAAAAAAUUUCACAAUGUGAAAAUUUAUUGUUUUUGGAUUUUGCUGCUUAUGGCUACUCAGAUAAGGAUGUCAUUGAGCUUUUGAUGGUAUUUAAGGAUGCUUUAACUGAGGAUAGACAGAAAAAAAUAUUUAAAUAUUUUUUAUUUGACAAUUUCACAUUUUUGAAAGAAAAUUUAUUAAAAUUAUCAGAAAAUGGCGCGGAAAAUUUUUUUGGUAUUUUUGAGGUUAUUUUCACUGAGGAUGAAUUAAAAGAGAUUUUUAAAGAGCAAAUUAAUGCUGAUCAGGAAAACAAUUUUUGUAGAUUCUUAAAUUCAAUCCACAAGCUCAGCAUUGAUGACUUAACCUCAAAAAAUCUCGAAAUUUUGAUGCAAUUUUCUAAUAAAUUUUUAGAUUUGGAUCAAAAGUUUGUAAUUUUGAAGAAUUUUGCUGAAAAUCUUGAAAUUGUUGCGACAAAAAAUCAAAAAAUCUUCAAAGUUUUAGAAAAUUUCACAUUUAAUUUAGAAAAAUCUGAAUUGAGUGUAAUUUUAAAAAAUGAAAAUUCAAAAUUGUCAAAAAUUUUCCUUAAUUUUGUGUCAAAAAAAAUCAAAUCAAAUCAUUUUAUCUUUUUAUUGCGAUUAAUUUCAGAAAAUCUUGAAGAAUUUGAAAUUUUUAACAUUAUUGAAAAUGAUUCUAACCUAAAAAUUAAAUUUUUCGACGCCUGCAGUCAAAAUAUGUCUGAAAAUAUUGAAAUAUUCACAAAUUUUAUCAACAAAUUUUUACCAACUCCAAAAAUGAAGGAAUUUUUACUUCAAAAAGAUCCAAAUGGUCAAUUUUCAACAAUUCACUUUUUAUUUCAAAACUAUCACAUCAAUUUUGAGCGAAUUUUCACCAAACAUGAAAUUAAAAACUUAAUUUUAACAAAAAAUUCCAAAAAUGAGACAAUUUUAUUUGAAAUUUUUCGAAAAAAUCAAAAAUUAAGUGAAAAUUUCUUCAUUUUAAUGCUCGAAGUUCUCAACAAAACUGAAAUAAAAUUAUUUUUAUGUCACAAAAGUUCCAACGGUCAAACAGCUUUUCAAGUUUUUGGUAACUUUUUGAAAAAUUAUGAAAAUAUUUCGCUUGGACCGACGAAUUUUCAAGAAUUUUUGGCUGACAACUUUGAUGACAGCGAGGUCAUGGACAUGGUUAAGGAAUAAAAAAUAUAUUUUUUGAAUUUUUUAUUAAAAAAGUAACGAAAAAAAUUAUUUUAACAAUUUAAAAUAAAAUAA
This is a messenger RNA of Chironomus riparius, 8012 nucleotides long. The record is from the annotation of a GenBank genome assembly. Lineage: Eukaryota; Metazoa; Arthropoda; Insecta; Diptera; Chironomidae.